CAAAGAGUGAAGGAAGCGAGCUGAUGGCAGCGGUGCGAACCCUCCAACCAAACCGACUGUCAGUCUUGCAAACAGAUGGAGGAAAGGACUGUCAUCAGAUAACUGGAUCGUCAACUUGUUGCUGAAGACUCUUGAGAAACCCAAGCCGGUCGUUUAAGAUGUGAAUUUGCUGAACGAAGAAUGAGAAACUUGAGUAACAACGUCAUCGCAGUGCGCUGGACUGCACCGUAAUUUCUCACAUAACAUUUUAUGCUUUAGCGCUCCUCAUUCAGUCUCAUCUUGCUGCUCUGCCUCACGCCCCGUCCUCUACCAGCUCUGCUGUGUAGCCCAGGCAGAGUGGACUCGUCCCUCUCCCCCUGGCCUCGUGCCCUCCCAUCGGCGGCCCGCUCCGGCGGUGUGUUGGUGUACGAUGGCGCGGUGGGACGCUGAGGGCUGCCGCGGGGGACUGUGAUGUCAGAGCCCAACAGCCCGGGCGAGAGCCGGCGUGGCGCUCCCAGAUUCUUCGUGGGCUGCGAGGACGAUGAGAGCGAGGUCCUGGAAGACAGCAUAAGGACAGACAUGGAGCUGUAUGAGGACGACGAAGACACAGACUCGCCCCCGGAGCGACAGAUUGUGGUGGGGAUCUGUUGCAUGAUGAAGAAGUCCAAGUCCAAGCCAAUGACCCAGAUCCUGGAGAGGCUGUGCAGGUUCGAGUACAUCACCGUGGUCAUCUUCCCAGAGGACGUCAUCCUCAACGAGCCUGUGGACAAAUGGCCUCUGUGCGACUGCCUCAUCUCCUUCCACUCCAAGGGAUUCCCGCUGGAUAAGGCAGUGAGCUACGCCAAACUGAGAAACCCUCUGCUCAUCAAUGACCUGAACAUGCAGUACUACAUACAGGACAGGAGAGAGGUGUAUCGCAUCCUGCAGGAGGAAGGGAUUGACCUACCGCGCUAUGCUGUGCUGAACCGUGACCCAGAUAAACCUGAAGAGUGUAACCUGGUCGAAGGAGAGGACCACGUGGAAGUGAAUGGAGAGAUAUUCCAGAAGCCUUUUGUCGAGAAGCCUGUCUGUGCCGAGGACCACAACGUCUACAUCUACUACCCCACCUCUGCUGGCGGUGGCAGCCAGCGACUCUUCAGAAAGAUUGGGAGCCGAAGCAGCGUCUACUCACCAGAGAGCAGCGUGAGGAAGACGGGCUCCUACAUCUAUGAAGAGUUCAUGCCAACAGAUGGCACUGAUGUUAAGGUGUACACUGUGGGACCGGAUUACGCUCAUGCCGAGGCCCGAAAGUCUCCAGCUUUGGACGGGAAGGUGGAGAGAGACAGCGAGGGUAAGGAGGUCCGCUACCCUGUCAUGCUCUCAGCUAUGGAGAAACUGGUGGCCCGCAAGGUCUGCCUGGCAUUCAAGCAAACUGUGUGUGGCUUUGACCUUCUGCGAGCCAACGGACAUUCAUAUGUCUGUGACGUCAACGGGUUCAGCUUCGUGAAGAACUCAAUGAAGUACUAUGACGACUGUGCCAAGAUCCUCGGGAAUAUUGUGAUGCGUGAGCUGGCUCCUCAGUUUCAGAUUCCUUGGUCCAUCCCUACAGAAGCAGAAGACAUCCCCAUAGUUCCCACUACGUCAGGGACCAUGAUGGAGCUACGCUGUGUCAUCGCUGUCAUCCGACAUGGAGACAGAACACCCAAACAGAAGAUGAAGAUGGAAGUUCGCAACCCCAUGUUCUUUGAUUUAUUUGAGAAAUAUGGAGGAUACAAAACUGGGAAAUUAAAGCUCAAGAAGCCAAAACAACUGCAGGAGGUGCUGGACAUCACGCGGCAGUUGUUAGCAGAACUGGGACAACACAAUGAUUGUGAAAUAGAAGAGAAGAAGUCCAAACUGGAGCAGCUGAAGACUGUUCUGGAAAUGUAUGGUCACUUCUCGGGGAUCAACAGAAAAGUGCAACUAACUUACCUGCCCCAUGGGCAGCCCAAAACCUCGAGUGAGGAAGAAGACACGCGUAAGGAAGGUCCAUCUCUGCUGCUGGUGCUGAAGUGGGGAGGAGAGCUGACUCCUGCUGGCAGAGUGCAGGCUGAAGAACUGGGACGAGCCUUCCGCUGUAUGUACCCCGGAGGACAAGGAGACUAUGCUGGAUUUCCAGGCUGUGGGUUACUGCGGUUACACAGCACCUACAGACACGACCUGAAGAUAUAUGCUUCUGAUGAAGGCAGGGUGCAGAUGACAGCUGCAGCUUUUGCAAAGGGGCUGCUGGCGCUGGAGGGCGAGCUGACACCCAUCCUGGUGCAGAUGGUGAAGAGCGCCAACAUGAACGGGCUGCUGGACAACGACAGCGACUCGCUGAGCAGCUGCCAGCACCGCGUCAAAGCACGACUCCAUGAAAUCCUGCAGAAGGACAGAGAGUUCACAGACGAGGACUAUGAUAGGCUGGCGCCAACCUGCAGUGCCUCUUUGGUGAAUUCAAUGAAGAUAGUCGAGAAUCCAGUGGCCACAUGUGACCAGGUCUACGCCCUCAUUCAGAGCCUCACCUCCCAGAUACGCAAAAGGAUGGAAGACCCCAAAUCUGCUGACCUGCAGCUGUACCACAGUGAGACUCUGGAGCUGAUGCUGCAGCGCUGGUCCAAACUAGAGAGAGACUUCCGCAUGAAGAACGGCCGCUACGACAUCAGUAAAAUACCCGACAUUUACGACUGCGUCAAGUAUGAUGUCAUCCACAAUGCCACUCUGGGCCUGGAGGACACGCUGGAGCUGUUCAGACUGUCUCGAGCUUUGGCUGACAUCGUCAUCCCACAGGAAUAUGGCAUUAAUAAAGUGGAGAAACUGGACAUAGCAUAUGCCUACUGCCUCCCACUGGUCAGAAAGAUCCAGCUCGACCUGCAGAGGACCCACGAGGACGAGUCUGUCAACAAGCUGCACCCUCUGUACUCUCGAGGAGUGAUGUCUCCUGGGCGGCAUGUCAGGACACGUUUAUAUUUCACCAGCGAGAGUCACGUCCACUCCCUGCUCAGCAUUUUCCGCUAUGGGGGCUUGCUCGACGAGGAGAAGGACCAGCAGUGGAAGCGUGCCAUGGAUUACCUCAGCGCUGUCUCCGAACUCAACUACAUGACUCAGAUCGUCAUCAUGCUUUAUGAAGACAACAAUAAGGACCUCACCUCCGAGGAACGCUUCCACGUCGAGCUUCACUUCAGCCCUGGUGUCAAAGGCGUCGAGGAAGAAGAGAACGCACCGACCGGCUUUGGCUUCAGGCCCGCUUCUGCAGAAGUGGCACGGCAGAAUGGGCAAAAGCAGCAGGACCCCGGCAGCCUGGAGGACCUGUCACGAGAUGAAACCGACCGUGCUGUGCCGUUGUCCGAGCCAAUCACCAUUCAGAGGAGAUCCCCGCUCAUCCGCAAUCAUAAGACUGGCUCCAUGGAGGUGCUGUCGGAAACAUCCUCCUCCAAAGUCGGCAGUUACCGCCUCUUCUCGUUCUGCUCACGUCAAUCCCCCGAGAUGAAACAAAGUGGAUUAGGCUCUCAGUGCGCCGGCCUCUUCAGCACCACCGUCCUAGGUGGGUCCUCUAGCGCCCCUAACCUGCAGGACUACGCACGCGCGCACCGCAAAAAAUUCUCCACCGGCAGUCUGUCCUACAAAGACGAGUUGUUGUCUAUGCCGGCAGUAAAACGAUUUUCUGUGUCGUUUGCAAAGCAUCCGACUAAUGAGCCCUUGGAGGAGCACCAUGUGGCCCAGUUGUUGAGGCGUUUCUCCACUGACCUCAGCCUGGGCCGCCACCUGUCUCUGGACCGGGCGCUGGCCCACCACCUCCACCAGUGCUCCUACCACCUCCGCCUCUUCCGAAACUGGCUCAUCUCCGGCCAGGAUCCCCUAGAGUACCUCUACGGCUUCGAAGGCUGCUCCAUGGUGCCGUCCAUCUACCCUCUGGAGACGCUGCACAACUCGCUGUCCCUGAAACAGGUCAACGAGUUCCUCACCGGUGUGUGCCAGAGCGCCGUGGACCCACACACCCGGACCACCAGAGCCCUCACAGCCAUGUUCGACACACACAACCAGCCGUCUGCAGACUCGUACAUCCCUCAGAGAGUCCUCUCUUCCUCCAUCUCCCUCAGAUCUCGUUCUGACAGACCUCCUUGGUACAGCAGCGGUCCUUCCAGUACAGUGUCCAGCGCCGGGCCGUCCUCUCCCACCACGGCUGACACCUCCCCUCGGUUCAGCUUCAGCGAUAAGAUCUCUCUGACCCCUCAGAGCAGCGAGGAAACCCACUCCUCUCAGAACAUUUGUGCUCAGGCGGCACCUCCCGCUGGGUCACAAGGCCUCGACCCGACCUGCUCCGCGGGUUCAAACCCCACCGAGGUCCCUCUGACUCCAAAGAACUCACCAGAGGACGAUCCUGAGCUCUGCACUGUUGCCGAUCAACAGUCUGACAAUCCUGACGCCGUGCUGGAAGGGCAGGAGGUGAAUCCUGCAGCCUUGGAUCCUUCCAGCGGUGUGGUUUCAGAUCCCGGCAUGAGGCCGCCCUGCUCUGCCUUAGCUGAACUCGCUCUGGGUCGGAUGGAGGGUUACUGCCUCCCCGGCUCUCUGCCGGUGCUGCUGGAGCUCCGGGAGAGCAGCAGCGAGGCGGGAUCCAGCUCCCAGACGCCGCAGUCCCCCGAGGGGCCCGACGAGUUCUUCGACACCCAGGAGUCCUUGGAGCUGUGGAUGGACAGUCCGGAAAGCCUCCCCCAUCCUGAAUCCCCUCUGGAGGUCGGAACCUCUCACCCAGCAGAGCAGUAGAGCGAGGAGACGUUCAGAACAUCACAAACUGCUGCAAACAUCUCUGACUUUACGAGCUUCAUCUUUGUUGUCAUUUGUGAGCAGCGAAGUGUACCGAGCUACAGCCAACCAGACCUCCUCUCCUCUCCUCUCCUCCUCUGGGCAGCUGAUCCUCACACUUGGCUCUGUGUUGGACAAUCAUAUGACAGUAUGUUCGUUGCCUUUUGAAACUCACACCAGUGACACCACUGAGCCUCCUGACAGUCCACUGGUUCAGCCCAUCUCUCUGUAAAACUGUAACAGCAAACGGCAGGUUGUAAAGUGAAGCUUUAUUGUCGAGUUUAUUUACUCCGUUACUGACAUUUAUAGACAUUUCCUUAAAGCUGCAUUAAUUGAUUUUGGCCACAAGGGAGCAGAAAACUCCAAAACAAACGCUGGUGAGAGCACAACUAUACAGUCAGUUUGCUGUUACGCUAAAACAACGAGCUAAAUGAGGCUAAAAAGCUGCAUAGCAUUGUUGGUUUUCAGAUUCACGUUGAUUUAUUGUGGCUGUAAAGAUAUCGAUGAAUGGAGCUUUAGAGGCUUUUGUGUUACAUGGUCUCCCCUCGGACAGCUGCAGUAGGGAAGUUUUAGCCUUUGUAGAACCAACUGUCUUAUCAGGUGACAGGUUUGGUUGCAUCGGUGCAGCUGUGCUUUACCACUGUUACAUGAGCACAAGCUUCCCUGUUUUCAUUGUUACAGAAACUCAUAAACUCACUGCUCUUAUGAGAAACGCAGGAAAUGACUCUCAGCACAAGACGGCAGUCGGAGAAAACACAAUCAGCCGAUCUCGUGCUCCAGCGGCGUCCGUCCAGCGCUGCGUGCUUAGAUCCUGCAUUUAGAAAAAGGUGAAGGACAGCAGCUGAAUCUUCAUUACUGCCAGUGAAAUGUAAGUGUUGGAUCUGCAGGUCAAACCGUGUGUGCACUGCUUACUGCCAAAGUCCUUAAGCCUCAUCGAAGAUUUAAUAUAAUCAGUAGGAAACUGUAGACAAAGUAAUAUUUAUUUUGAAAUCGCAUCAAAAAAAAAAAAAUCUGUAUUUUUACUACCCACACGUCAGAUAUUUAAUUGUACCAUAGCUGUUGUGUAUAUUUUUUUUGUAAAAUCACCUCAUGAUGUGGAGAAAAAACAAAAUCUAAAAGCUAAUCUCUAGUUUUAUCUCUGAACAAACAGGAGGGGCAUUUUACGGUCGACGCGCUUUCAUUGUGGCGAGCAGUUAUGUAGCAGGUGUGUGCACGUGGAGGAGGGAGGUGCACGCAUGCUCGAGAAGCUAUCCGGGUUGAUGCCGACGUGCAAUUCUGUGUUAAAUCAGCGAGGUUUCAUGUUACACUGCGAUGUACUGUAGAGGUGAAAUACACGACUGACCUGUCUGUGUGUGUACAGAUAAAAAAUAAAAAUAAAAUGACACCAGAA
Messenger RNA from Stegastes partitus (bicolor damselfish), 6169 nucleotides. RefSeq names its product diphosphoinositol pentakisphosphate kinase 1a (gene ppip5k1a). Gene Ontology annotation, molecular function: 5-diphosphoinositol pentakisphosphate 1-kinase activity; inositol hexakisphosphate kinase activity. Gene Ontology annotation, cellular component: cytosol. Lineage: Eukaryota; Metazoa; Chordata; Actinopteri; Pomacentridae. Gene Ontology annotation, biological process: inositol phosphate biosynthetic process; inositol metabolic process. The record is from RefSeq and is a predicted model, not a curated record. The coding region runs from base 451 to 4740 and encodes 1429 amino acids. The transcript has 31 exons.